GGGGGCGGCCUCCCGUGGGAGGGACCCGCAUCUGGGAGAACCACUUCCACUCUCCAAUCCCAGAGGCUCCCGGGGGCUCGAUCGUGAGCCGCCCGGUUCCCGCAUUCCCUCCGGUCCCAGCCGGGCUCCUCUCCACCUCCCCGAGGGGCCUGACCAGGGAGUUGGACCAGCAAAUCGGUGCACUGAUCACGCCCGCACCAUAACUGGGGCCCACCACGAGGUCGUCCCUGACCGCCACCCAAACCUGCUGUUCUGCUUUGUUGCCCCCUCCCCAGAGUGCAGGGUCCCUAAAGGCUGCACCUGCCGGCUGCCCCAGCCCAACGAGAGAAGUGGACAUGAGGUUGGCAGGCCCCCUUCGCAUCGUGGCCCUGGUCAUCACCGUGGCUGUCACCUGGAUCGUAGUCAGCAUCCUCCUCGGUGGCCUUGGCUUUCCUCGGAUCCAGCAACUCUUCACCAGCCAAGAGAACUCAGUGACUGCAGAGCCGCGGGCCAGGAAGUACAAAUGCGGUCUGCCCCAGCCAUGCCCUGAGGAGCACCUGGCCUUCCGUGUGGUCAGUGGUGCUGCCAAUGUCAUUGGACCCAAGAUCUGCCUGGAAGACAGGAUGCUCAUGAGCAGUGUCAAGGACAACGUGGGCCGGGGACUGAACAUCGCCCUGGUGAAUGGGGUAAAUGGAGACCUCAUCGAGGCCCGCGCCUUUGACAUGUGGGCGGGAGAUGUCAACGACCUGCUGAAGUUCAUCCGACCACUUCACGAAGGCACCCUGGUGUUUGUAGCUUCCUAUGAUGACCCAGCCACCAAGAUGAAUGAAGAGACCCGGAAGCUUUUCAGUGAUCUGGGCAGCAAGAACGUCAAGGACCUGGCCUUCCGGGACAGCUGGGUGUUUGUGGGGGCCAAGGGUGUGCAGAACAAGAGCCCCUUUGAGCAGCACGUGAAGAAUAGCAAGCACACCAAUAAGUAUGAAGGCUGGCCCGAGGCGCUGGAAAUGGAGGGCUGCAUUCCCAGGAGGCCUGCAGCCAGCUAGGGGCCAGGCUCACAGACGAGACUGAGCAAGGCUGCGUGUGCCCGGCCCCUGAUGAGGCGCCAGCACAGGGCUAAGGCCCCGACCUCACGCCCAGCACGUUGGGGCUUUGAGGUGGUGACCAGCGACCAGACCGUGACCAGUAGUGGGGCUGCGCAGCAGACCCUGUCGCACUUUGUGUCUGGGGGGAACCCCAAGUACCCGUCUCCUAUUCUGAAAGCUGCUCCCCUAGUCCACCCCCAGCCAGGCGAGUCCCAAGCACCUGCAGCCCCAGGUUUGGUAGUGGCUGCCUAGAAGGUUCGGGCACCUUCCAGAACCUCUACCUCCCAGAGUGCCUUGCGGCUCCAUGGGCCAGGCCUGUUUCCAGCAUGAUUUGUCGUGCUGGGCCACCUGGCCACCUCCAGGGAGGGGCGGCCACCUUGGAGCCAGGCCAGCUGUGUGCUGAAUUUGUGGCCUGAUGGCAGUCUCUGGAGUGGCGGGUGGCCACCCCUGUGGUUUGUCAGAGGGCCUGCCUUCUCCAUGACCUCUUAAUAAACUGGUGGCCCCAA
Messenger RNA from Dama dama (fallow deer), 1567 nucleotides. It is a transcript of the gene FAM3A, whose product is annotated as FAM3 metabolism regulating signaling molecule A. The transcript has 9 exons. The record is from RefSeq and is a predicted model, not a curated record. The coding region runs from base 336 to 1022 and encodes 228 amino acids. Lineage: Eukaryota; Metazoa; Chordata; Mammalia; Artiodactyla; Cervidae.